AAAAUGACAAAGGACCUCGGCGCAUGCUCCCCCUUCUUUCUACUUUACACAUACGCGUGCACACCUAUAUACAAAGAGAAAGAGAGAGAGAGAGAGAGACAGAUAGAGAAACAGACAUUCUCCCCCUCGUACCUCGUUUCUCUCUUCCUCGAGAGUUUCACGAGAACGCGCGACGUCGAGAGAGACAGUCGUCCUCACCGGCUUCAGGUGCAGACGGAAAUCCAUAUCAAGAGCGUAGUGCAUUCUCCGAAUUUCGCGAUUUCCGUAUAUUAUCCGCAAAUUCCGCAGACUCUACGGACGCCUUUUUUAUUAUUCUUCGGACGACCACGUGUACCGUCUCUUCUUCUUAUCUCAUCGAAGGAUUCGAGUAUCAUUUUAGUUUUGUCGUGGACAUCAACUCGAAGUUCCACGUAUGUACAACGUAAAUACUGCAACAACGGGAAAUAAAAAGAACGACCGAUUUCCGGAGGGCAUAUCGUUGACAUUAUGAACUUUUGCUGUAACCAGAUAAGGAAUAUCAGAGAAAGAGUAUACAAUUCUUUUGCCGCAUCAUACCAACUUCUACGACUUUUAAUACCAGCAAACGUUGAUGUUGUGGGAUCCGUUCCAAUUCAAAAUCAAAAACAAGAAGAGAAUAUCUCAUUUCUUUUUUGCUUCGAGUAAACUCGUAAGCCAUAAGAACUUGUAAAAAUUAUAUCCAUACUUGAUACUAUAUUUAAAGGAUAAUCGAAAACUAGAGAAAAAGAGAGACAAAGAGAAAAAAAUAUAUAUAUAUAGAGAGAAAGAGAGAGAGAGAGAGAGAGAAGUACUUACUAAAAAUAGAAAAGAGAAAUAGAAAAGAAUGCACGCAAUUUUUCGUUAAAAGGUUCUCCUCACGUAAUUUGUCAACUUCCUUUUUCUUUCAACCAUAUCCGAUCGGUUGGAUCUUGGUAGUUUGUAGAAUUAAAGGAAUAAGAGAGAGAGAGAGAGAGAGAGAGAGAGAGAGAGAGAGAGAGAGAUAAAGAAAAAGAGUAGACAUGGCUAGCUGGCUAUCAUCGAACGGCGACGAACCUAUAGAUAGUAAUUACGUGCAAAACGUUUUGAACUACAUUAACGACUUAAAGGAGUCCUUCUCCGAGGAAGAAUUCAAAUGCUUCGCACGAAAGCAUCAAGACCUAGAAGCUCGGUUAGAAGAACGACACCAGCAUCAAGUCAUCAAUGGUGGAAUUGAGGAAGGAGGAACUACGGAGGGUCGUGAGGGUUGUGAAGUUAGUUGGGACUCUUUACUCUGUUGGCCAUAUACGUCACCGGGAACUCUUGCCAUAUUACCUUGCUUCGAAGAACUCAAUGGCAUACGCUACGACAAUACUCAAAAUGCAAGUCGAUGGUGUUGGCCAAAUGGUACAUGGGAUAGUUAUUCGAACUAUUCUUCGUGCCAUGACGUUCGACCGUUAACCAUUGAAGCUGAUGUAGAAAUUACAACAAAAAUAUAUUUCAUUGGCUAUAGCUUGUCCCUUUGUACUCUAGCGAUAGCUGUCUCCAUAUUUUUAUAUUUUAAGGAACUGAGAUGUCUGAGAAACAAUAUACAUAUAAAUUUAAUGUUCACGUACAUUCUGGCCGAUCUUAUGUGGAUACUAACUACUGCAAUGCAGGUCUCCAUGCAAACAGACAUACCAACUUGCGUCACAUUUUUCUCUCUUCUCCAUUAUUUUCAAUUGACCAAUUUCUUCUGGAUGUUUGUCGAAGGAUUGUAUCUCUAUUUAUUAGUUGUAAGGACUUUUACGGGAGAUAAUAUUCAACUAAGAAUGUGUCUUGUAAUAGGUUGGGGUUUUCCAAUUCUCAUCGUAGCCAUUUGGGGCCUCGCCAAAUCUUUUGUCACUCAAGGAAAUCAGAAUAUUGCACUUUGGAAGCAUUGUCCAUGGAUGACAUCACAUCCUUACGAUUGGAUUUAUCAAGCAUCUGUCAUUAUAGUUCUUGCCGUGAAUGUGAUUUUCUUAUUCUUGAUCAUGUGGGUACUGAUCACUAAAUUAUGGUCUGCAAACAACGCAGAAACGCAACAGUAUAGGAAAGCUAGCAAAGCACUAUUGGUGCUGAUACCGCUUCUUGGAGUAACAUACGUUCUGGUUCUCGCAGGGCCAACGGAGGGUCAAGCAGCUAAUGCAUUUUCUUACACCCGUGCUGUGUUACUCUCUUCUCAGGGAUUGCUGGUGACGCUAUUCUAUUGCUUUCUCAAUACCGAGGUGCAGAAUACGCUGAGACAUCACUUUGCAAGGUGGACGACAUCGAGAGAUCUUGGCAAUAGUCGAAGGUAUUACAAGAAUUGGUCUCCGCGCUCAAGAACAGAAAGCAUAAGGCUAUACGGCCAACCUUCAAAUCCAUAUCGUAAAAGGGAAUCUACGGUAAGUGAAACGACGACCACAACGGUGAUAGGUCCGAAUUCAACAACAACGUUUCUGGACAAAUCUAAGAAAGCCAUUUCAGAAGACUCAAAUGAAUAAAGUUUUACACGAAGCGAAUGUCGAUAUGAGGAGAAACUGGUAAGAUCAUUAAGCGCGAAGAGACUCAUCGUAGAAAUAUCUUUUCAUAAGUGUCGUCAUAUUAUUAAUUAUGGCGUUAAAAUAAUGAUAUAUGUGUAUGUGUAUAUAUAUAGACACACACACAUUGUAUAUGUUCUCAAUUGCUUCUAAAUUUUUAACUUAUCUUUUUUCGCUUAAAAGAUAUCUCCAAUUUUUCUAUCAGCUAAAUUAUGAUAUAUAGUAGAUAUUAGUAAAAAUUAAAUUGAUCCAACACUACUAUAUGAGGUAAUAAAUAUUAUAUUAUUAUUUUUAAUAAAACUAUAAGGGUCCUUUAUUUUUUCACUUUUA
This is a messenger RNA of Vespa crabro (European hornet), 2843 nucleotides long. RefSeq names its product diuretic hormone receptor-like (gene Dh44-R1). The coding region runs from base 1017 to 2477 and encodes 486 amino acids. Gene Ontology annotation, molecular function: diuretic hormone receptor activity; G protein-coupled peptide receptor activity; peptide hormone binding. Gene Ontology annotation, biological process: adenylate cyclase-modulating G protein-coupled receptor signaling pathway; cell surface receptor signaling pathway. Gene Ontology annotation, cellular component: plasma membrane. NCBI's taxonomy places the organism in Eukaryota, Metazoa, Arthropoda, Insecta, Hymenoptera, Vespidae. The transcript has 11 exons. The record is from RefSeq and is a predicted model, not a curated record.